This is a messenger RNA of Betta splendens (Siamese fighting fish), 6913 nucleotides long. Its product is annotated as A disintegrin and metalloproteinase with thrombospondin motifs 2-like. Gene Ontology annotation, molecular function: metalloendopeptidase activity. Gene Ontology annotation, biological process: proteolysis; extracellular matrix organization. The coding region runs from base 268 to 5823 and encodes 1851 amino acids. The record is from RefSeq and is a predicted model, not a curated record. Lineage: Eukaryota; Metazoa; Chordata; Actinopteri; Anabantiformes; Osphronemidae. The transcript is spliced from 23 exons. Gene Ontology annotation, cellular component: extracellular matrix.
GCGGAGGAGAAAAGAGAGGAGAGUUGAGUGAGAGUGUGUGAGUGGGAGAGAGAGAGCGAGAGAGAGAGAGAGGGAGGGAGAGAGAGAUAGGCAGAGAGCAGGAUAGAGAGAGGGGAGGAGAGCUCCGUCUCUCCCGGUGCACUUGGCAGUCUAGUUGCGGGCUGCUGUGCUGUUGCUGUCGUGGCGUGGCUGGUCGCGCCAGGCGGGGAACUUCACCACACUGGAGCCCGGAGUCCCACUCUCUCACCUGCGCAGUUCGGAGCUGCCAUGGGUCUCUCGCCUGGAAUUACUGUCCUAAUUAUUCUACCGGCCUUUCUGCUGCACACCAGCGGCCUUUACGUCGCCAGUAGCGUUGACUCCCUGCAGCACGUCCUGGGGGAGUAUGGACUGGCGAGGCCGAUCCGUGUGGACGCAGAGGGCCGCUUCCUGUCACACGCCAUCUCAGCUGGCCGCGUGGUAGGAGGGCAGUCCCGUAGGCGCCGGAGGAGGGAGGUAGGCGGAGGCAAUGAUGAGUGGGAAGGACCGAGAGGAGCCGAGGACGACCAGGAGCCGCCGGCCCGUCGGGACCGGCUUUACUACAACGUCACGGUCUUCGGCCGGGAGUUCCAUCUGCGUCUGCGUCGCAAUGCCAGGCUGGUGGCCCCCGGAGCCAAGAUGGAGUGGCGUGAUGACAAUGACAGCACCAGGCAAUAUGAACCGUUGCACGAUGACUGCUUGUACGUGGGUGACAUCACAGACGCACCGGGAGCCUCGGUGGCUAUCAGCAACUGUGACGGCCUGGCCGGCAUGAUCAGGACGGAGCAAGAGGAGUUUUUCAUCGAGCCGGUGGAGAGGGGCGACGGAGUGAUAGAGGAGGAGACGGGGGGAGGAGGAGGAGGAGGAGGAGGAGGAGGAAGGACGCACAUUGUGUAUCGCUCUUCAGCGGUGAAGAAGGCGGCCGUGGACCGAGCGGCGGCAGACUCCCACUCCAGAGGUGCUGAUCUCGGCGGCCUGAUGGACCUGGAGUCGUUGUACCGAGGCGUGGAACAAAGCAUCAACCACACACGAGCGGGGAGGACGCGCAGACAGAGCCCGGACAGGUUCUACAACAUCGAGGUUCUGCUGGGCGUAGACGACUCGGUGGUCCAGUUUCACGGGAAGGAGAAUGUCCAAAAGUACCUGCUGACGCUCAUGAACAUUGUGAAUGAGAUCUACCAUGACCAGUCUUUGGGAGCGAGGAUCAAUGUGGUGCUGGUGAGGAUUAUCAUGCUGGGUUAUGGAAAGUCCAUGAGUCUGAUUGAGCUGGGGAACCCGUCUCAGAGCCUGGAGAACGUGUGCCGCUGGGCCUUCCUGCAGCAGAAGCAGGACACGGGUGACGCCGAGUAUCACGACCACGCCAUUUUCCUCACGCGACAGGAGUUCGGCCCCACGGGCAUGCAGGGUUACGCCCCGGUGACAGGCAUGUGCCACCCGGUGAGGAGCUGCACGCUGAACCACGAGGACGGCUUCUCCUCGGCCUUCGUGGUGGCACACGAGACCGGACACGUGCUGGGCAUGGAGCACGACGGGCAGGGGAACCGCUGCGGGGACGAGGUGCAUAUGGGGAGCAUCAUGGCUCCGCUGGUUCAAGCCGCCUUCCACCGCUUUCACUGGUCCAGAUGUAGCAUGCAAGAGCUGGGACGCUACCUUCACUCCUACGACUGCCUGCGCGACGACCCCUUUGAACACAACUGGCCGUCGUUGCCUGAGCUUCCUGGUUUGCACUACUCCAUGAACGAGCAGUGUCGCUUCGACUUCGGCGUGGGCUACACCAUGUGCACCGCGCUACAAAAGGCGGGCCAGGCAGGAACGCAGUAUCGCCCCUUUGACUCAUGUAAGCAGCUGUGGUGCAGCCACCCAGACAAUCCCUUCUUCUGCAAAACCAAGAAAGGGCCUCCCAUCGACGGCACAAUGUGUGGAGAUGGGAAGCAUUGCUUUAAGGGCCACUGCAUUUGGUUAACCCCUGACAUCAUAAAGCAAGAUGGAAGCUGGGGUUCAUGGAGCGAGUUCGGACAGUGCUCCAGCACCUGCGGUGGAGGAGUCCAGUUCCGCACGCGUAAAUGUGAUAAUCCAAGUCCAGCCAAAGGCGGCCGCCCUUGUACAGGGAAACCUCACCAGUUCCAGAUGUGCAACACCAAUGAAUGUGAGGACAUCUACAGUGACACACGGGAGGAGCAGUGUCGCUCCUGGGACUCUCGCUUUGAGUUCCAGAGCAACCGUCACCACUGGAUGCCUCAUGAACACCCAGAGUCUAACAGACGCUGCCACCUGUUCUGUCAGUCCAAGGAGACGCAGGAUGUGGUCUUCAUGCAGAGAAUGGUCCUGGACGGAACCCGGUGCUCGUACAAGGACCCGCACAGUGUGUGCGUGCGCGGGGAGUGUGAGAAAGUGGGCUGCGACGGGGUUGUCGGCUCCCUGAAGCAGGAGGACAAGUGUGGAGUGUGUGGAGGCAACAACUCCACCUGCAAAACCUAUAAAGACACCAUCACGCGCACGGCCAAGAAACAAGGUUUUCUCAAAAUACUUGAAAUUCCCAGAGGGGCGAGACACUUGAUGAUCCAGGAGCAGAAGGCCACCUCGCACAUGUUCGCUGUGAAAAACGUGGCAUCGGGGCAGGUUUUCAUAAACGGGGGAAACGACGGCCCGACCUCGCAGUCGGUCAUAGAGAAGGGCAUUGAGUGGGAAUAUCAGAACGACCAUGACAAGGAAACCCUUCAGACCACAGGCCCUCUGCGACACGGAAUCCUUAUCAUGAUGAAAGUAAACGGAGACGAGGAUGUGAGUCUGUCCUAUAAGUACAUCAUGAACACGGACAGUGACUUUGCCAUUCUGAACAACAUGCUGGUAGAGGACAGCGCCUAUGAGUGGGCCCCGAAGAGAUGGUCCUAUUGCUCCAAGUCCUGUGGUGGAGGGAAGCAGUACCUGCGCUACGGCUGCAGAAGAAAGGUUGACAGUAAGAUGGUCUACAAGAGCUUCUGUAACAAGUCCAACAUGAAACCAAGGGGAGACAGCAGAGACUGCAACCAGAAGCCGUGUCCUCCACCUAUCUGGGUGACGGGGGAGUGGCAGAAUUGCAGCAAGCCGUGUGGGAAGACCGGCAUGCAGGUCCGCUCGGUCAGCUGCGUCCAGCCCUUGGAUGACAACACCACGCGCGCCAUCCACAACAAAUACUGCAACGACGACCGGCCCGUGUCCCGUAGACCCUGCAACCGAGACCCCUGCCCCACCCAGUGGCGAGUUGGACAGUGGUCCCAGUGCUCUGUGACGUGUGGGAAUGGGACUCAGCAGAGGCAGGCUCUGUGCGACACCAGGGACAACACCAUCGGCCUGUGUCUGGACAGUAAGCCAGACACCAUCAGAGUCUGUCGCAUGGAUCCGUGUCCCCGGGGCUCGUCUGACCUCAACAAGAACGGCAACAUCCUGAUCCAGUGGCUGUCUCGUCCAAACCCCAACUUCCCAAAGAUCUCCUCACGCCAACGUUGUCAUGGAGACCGCUCCGUGUUCUGUCGUAUGCAGGUGCUGAUUCGCUACUGCUCUCUACCGGACUACCGCCGCAUAUGUUGCAAGACCUGCAGCAAUGUCAGCAUCACAGAACUUGUUUCCAACUCCACCGCCAAGCCCACCCAAAUCACCCUUAUCCAGCCCAGUGCUUCAACUUUUUCACCAACCAGCCUUCUCACAUCUGGUUCCACCACUAUUCUUCACACCAAAGCUUCCGUCACCACCAUUUCAGCAUCCCUAAGUCCCUGGACCAUCCCUCAUUCUUCAGCUUUCAGCCCUCUGGUUCCUCAUUCUACCAUGGCCUCACUCAGAUCCACUAAAGUAUUCACCACUUAUCCACCAGCUGCUACAAGUGCUUCUGUCCACUCUAUUGCAUUGUCCACUGCCACUACAUCAGUUAAUAUAACCUCUCCUAGUGUCAUUGCUCAUCCCCUGCCUCUCCCUGUCCCAAACAUAGACAAAAGCCUAGAGACACACUUACAAAGCACCACACAUAGUCCAAAAACAUACGGUACGAUUACUGACAAAGACCUUCAAGGUGUAACCAGUCCAAUGAAGACGUUUCCAAAAGAAAGCAGCACAAUUUAUUUAUUGGAAAAUUUUCUAACGCCUAAAAUGAAUGUUACAGUAAGACCUACUGCCCAAAGCACUACUCCAGGAAAUAUAACUCCCCAAAACACAAGCAAACACAAAAACAAAGUAUCUCCCAAGAAGACUAGUCCGGACAAAGUAACUCCCAAUAAGACUAGUCCAGACAAAAUAACUCCAAAAAAGAUUAGUCCAGACAAAAUAACUCCAAAAAAGAUUAGUCCAAACAAAGUACCCCAAAAAAAGAUUAAUCCAGAUAAAGUAACUCCCAAAAAGACUGUUAAGGACAAAGUAACUCCAAAAAAGACUAAUCUUGAUAAAGCAACUCCCAAAAAGACUAUUAAGGACAAAGUAACUCCCAAAAAGUCUAUUAAGGACAAAGUAACUCAAAAAAAUAGCAAUCCAGACAUAGUAACUUCAAAGAAGACAAGUACAGACAAAGUAACUCCAAAGAAGACUAUUCCAGACAAAGUUACUCCAAAGAAGACUAGUACAGAAAAAGUAACCCCAAAAAAGACUAGUCCAGACAAAGUAACUCCGAAGAAGACUAGUCCGGACAAAGUAACUCAGAAGAAGACUAGUCCGGACAAAGUACCUCCCAAGAAGACUAGUCCAGACAAAGUAACUCCAAAAAAGACGAGUCCAGACAAAAUAGCUCCAAAAAAGACUAGUUUAACUCCCAAAAACAAUACUGCAGUGACUACUACUGAGAAAAAAACAAAAGCUGCACCUAAAAAGGAGAUUUCAAAGUCCAGCACCAAGAUUACCAUGCACCCAAAAACAGCAAAGACCAAACAAAGUCCAAGCCUCCCCAAAAAACUCAAACCAGAGCUUAAAACAAAUUCCCGGAACAAAGUCAGUCCGAACAAGAUCCCAGAGAAGAAAAAGCCAAACAAGAAAACACAAACCUCAUUUUAUUACACCACAGCCCCCUCCCUCUAUAAAAUACCAGAACCACCAAGACUCAACAUUAACUUUACAUCUACUAUAUCCUCCAGCACCAAAGUGUUUAGUAUAACAACAACCUCUCCAUUUCCUGAGUCAAAAAUCACUGACACAGCAGGUGUGGAUGAAACUCCACUGUUGUACCAUGAAAGCUCAGACAGUGGGGUGACCACACCCAGCCCUUCGGAUGCUAUUACAGCCACUAAAGCCAUUGGUUUUGAUGCUGUUGCAAUGACGAGUGGAACUCCGCCGUUUAGUGAUGUCACAGUAACCAGCGGGGUCGUUAUCAGUGGGGAUGACACUACUGAGUCUUACAGUGAUGUGGAAGUUUUCAGUGACACAGUGGUGUUUGACCACAGCCUCACUAUGGUGAUUCCCACCAUCACCAGUGAGGACAUGGGAGGUCUGGCCUCCUCCCCCUGGCUGGACCUUUCAGAGUACAUCCCUGCUGAUAUUCCCUCAACAACCCCAGACCCUGCAGAAAGCUCACCUCCCACCACCAUUGCUUCAACAACAGAAAAGGCAGAUGUCACAAUAACCGCAAGCUCCACUGUGAGGCCUGAAGGUGGAGCCCAGGAGAAUGGUGAGAACUCCAUCGACGUGUUAUACAACAGGUUUGUCAAUGCGGACAACGAUGUCUCUCAGAACAACCUGAUCCCGAAACGUCGGGUUAACCUCAGAGAAAGAACCAAGAACAAACGGAUUCAAGAGCUUCUUGAGGAGAAGCGCAACUUUCUCCUCCGGAUGAAGAGAGAGCACAAAGCUCAGUAGACCAAGCUUCCUGUUCUCUUAUAGGGAUGAACCAUUUGUAAUUCUUGGUUAAACCCCUUUUAAUUGCUGUGCUCAGACCUAUCGGUCCUUACCACAAAAAAUUGGUAUUAUGACAAUCAGGACUGUUACACAGAGACUACAUACAGUAUGCUGGCCAAAUGUUUGAACAGUUGCUUUAUUAAAUAUGAUCUCUUAGAGUACACACUGUUUAAGAUUUUAAGCAAAUUGCUUGACCUGUGUAAACACAAAUUUACUGUGACCAACACCAAGCUUAUCCCGCCAAACCACUCACAGUCAUGACUGAGAUAAGAUAAGUUAGCAUAGGUAAGGCAAAAUGUAGUUUGUAUAGUGUUAUUAUCUAUAUUGGCUUUUAGAAAAGAUACCAGCUAAAAAACAGACCUAAUAUUGUAUUACAGCCCAGGACUGCAUUUCAUUUCCUUCGAACAGAUAUGAAUAACUUUCAGCACCCUGGUAAUAACUGAUGAUAUGAUGAGGAUGAUGAUAUAUGUCCUUGCCCCGUAGCCACUGCUCUAACCGCUCUGCAGGUUGGAGAAUUUUAAGGUAUAUAAAGCGGUAUGCUGAUUCCAGACAAUCUGAAAGUCAAAGUCUCCCUUUCCUUUAAUUGAAUUGUUGAAGUUGGUACAGCUUAGAAGGUGUUGCCUUCUCUAAAGGAACUCUCUGCAUAUGCUCCUGUUCCUCCGGGAGGUAACAUGCAGCGUGGAAGGAACAUUGCCGGACUCUUGGUGCUUCAUAGAUAUUGAUGAUAUAUUUUAAGCUAUGUUUAAAGUAAAGGUAUUGAAGAGAAAGUUUUGUUUACCUUUUUAACAGUGUCGCUAUGGUGCUCUUCUUGUCAGUGCUGCUAAAAGCAACGUCCCUCAUUCGUUUAUGUUCAUGAAUAUCAGCUUUUUUAUAUCAUCUCUAUCAGCAGAGAAGCUUUGAGGGUCUGUAUAAUUUCUUCUAAAUGUUUUAUAUUGAUAUGUCUUAAUUUGCAAUACCAGCAAAAACACCUUUGGGUUUUUCUGUAUGAUACAUGUACAUAUGAAAAAGAACUUAAUGUUUAAUAUUUAUUAAAGUUUACACUCCUGUGGUA